Diorhabda sublineata is the source of this 10677-nucleotide messenger RNA. RefSeq lists its product as uncharacterized. The coding region runs from base 497 to 2296 and encodes 599 amino acids. The transcript has 11 exons. Lineage: Eukaryota; Metazoa; Arthropoda; Insecta; Coleoptera; Chrysomelidae. The record is from RefSeq and is a predicted model, not a curated record.
ACUCAUGGUAGAUGCAGCGCAGACCUACUACGGUUGUUCCGGAAUAAAUCAGAGAGGUUUGUUUCUGCCCGGGCCUUGCAAGACUGUGUGUAUGCUCUGUCAAAUUCUCAGCUUUUAGGCAAUUUUAUAUUCUUGUAUUGUAAAAAUAUUUGCUUUGGAUUCCCGUGCAUAGGCUGCGAGUUUUGUAUACGUUAUCGUGAGGAUUGUAGAGUGUCGGAGUGGUGAAGAAAAACAGAAACUCGAAGUCUUUCUUUCAAUACAUCGGUUUUUGCAUGGUUUUAUCAUAUAAAUGAGAGCUGGUUUUAUAGAGAGAAGCUAUUACUUGCGAGAUAUGCCGUAAUCUUUAGUGUUGCUUUACAGUGCAUCGAUUCGAAGUGAAUUUUUAUUAUUUGAAAUAUGGGAAGAAGGAAGUAUAAAGCUCUUGAUGGAACCGUUCUGAUGAAAGCAGGUUAACUAGGAGAACGAGUCUAAAAUGUAAUCCGUCGCGGUCAACAGUAUGGACGUUCCAUGGACUUCCCUUGUCAUUCAAUUUAUUUUGCUUUUGUUCGUGUUGGAGUUUACGUCGACUUUCAAACAGACAGGAUCAUGUUACUUUCCUGAACGAUGGGAAGGUUCGUGGUUUCAAUCUGGAGUCAGACAGUCGAUACUUAUCGAAGGACCAAGACUGAGUAGCAAAGGAAGAUGUGUAGGUUCAGAAGGAGACAAAUUUCUUAUAUUAGAUGAGAAAAAGACUUGUUAUAGAUGUGUAGUAAUUCAUGAAAAACAUAUUAAUGUUCUUCAGUAUAAAGAAACAUACUGCCACAGUCGAGAAGUGUUGCCAACUCUCUGUGGUUUGAUAACCGGUGACGCUCUUUUAUAUUCAAUGUUCAGAGAAAACGCUGUACCAAUACCCUGUCCUUUUAGAGGUCCUUUUACCUUUACUUAUAACCGAGGCCACGGAGAAUGUAAAUAUCCAGUUUCAAGCAUAGACGCCUGUAUUGAGGAAAGCAAGCUGUUACUCAGUUAUCAAGCUUGUCCUGACGUUCAUGGAUCAGAGAGUGCAAUCGAAGAAUUACAGUGUUUGGCUUCGUGGAAAGAAGGCAGCUCAAGAUAUCUAGUAGGUAAAAUCCAUCAUAGCCACGUUACUUCCAAUGAAGACAGAUACCGAUGUUUCGUAUACGAAAAGACUGGUUCACCUUCAGGAGCAACAGAUGACGUGGAUUACAGAGUCGCUCAAAGCGGAGACGCUACUUGUAACGGUCUUUUUAGUGCUACUGAGGGAAGUAGGACUAUGACACUUAAAAAAGCUUUACCUGUCAACAAAUGCCGUUUUCCUUCUUGGAUAGCCAAUUCGAAUCACUGGCAUACUUUGGAUUAUUCUUCAACGUAUAGUUUUCAUCAUAAAAACUCCACGCUUAAAAUUACAAAUGCUACGGGUAUAGACAUGAAAGUAAUAUGUGUACAACUUAAGCAAACCACUAGAGACGAAAACGCAGUUAUUCUUGUAACUCAUUUUACUAUGGGAUGUCAAAAUGGUUACAUCUGCAUCGCUUUUUAUCGGCGAGAUUUGUCUGUGAUGGAGAUGCAAAUGGGUACACCAACAAAUCGCAGAGAAGAUGCCUGUAAUUCCAACUUUUUUGAUAAAUUGUCUUUACCUUUUGUAACUUUAGUGUCGACGUCAGUAGAAACUCAAAACUGUCCAUUCAUGGGAAAAUUUGAAGUCAACAAUCUUAUCAGAAAUAAAGAAGAAAGUUCGUUAAGUAAAUACGCUCAAAGAGAAGAACCAAAAUAUUUUGAUUCGAAUUUCUAUUUUCGUAAACAGAGACGGUCCAUUUAUUUUGAACAAUUGGAGUAUACUAGGAGGCGAGUGAAACGCGUCGACGAAGAUUUUGACUGUGAUAGCGAUAGCAAUGGGUUCUCGAACCUUAUUAUUGGUUGCGUUAGUUAUGAUACCAUGGAGUUUACGGUAGAUUGUCCAACGCCCAACUUAAUCACUUCGUACUCUUGUCAUGGACGAUGGGAAGAAAAUGGUACAAACUACCUAAUCACCUCACCAAACAGUCGUUCGGCGUAUGGCAUUCGCAAAUUUUGUUUUAUGUACAAAGAAAUGAAUUCGGGGGUGAUGUUUUCCACUUCGGCUGAAAGCUGUAGUCGAUUAGUUAAGCCGGGCAUUACUGGUGAAUUAAUAUUUAAUAUAAGUAGCACAGGAAAAUGUUUCGACACAGACGCUUCCGUUAGAAAUCAUCCAAUCAAUGCUUGGCUUAUGUCUUCAAUCUUCUUUUCCUAUAUAGUAUCCAGAUUGGUUACAAUAAGAUGAUCAAUAGAAAUGUUAUGUGUUUUAUAUUUGUGAGACUGUUAUCUUAAAAAAAACGGUUGUGUGUGUAUUCUAAGAAAGUUUGACGGUAUGUUAUGAAUUUUGAUUUUUUUUUUCAAUUUAAAACGUAUACUAUAAUAGUAUCUUUGACCAAAAUUUUUUUAUAAAACAAGGCCUGAAGUGAAUUAGAGUCGAGUUUACCAUCUCUAACCCACAUGAUUUUUUCAUAUAUAAUAUUAGAGAUGGGAUAAUAUAACUAAUAGCUUACCAUCUCUAACCCACAUGUUUCUUUGAUAUAUAAUAUUGGGAUAAUUUGAGUGUAUGUAUCCUACAUUAAAGAGGUAAUAUAUUGAUAAACCCUCAGUUCCCUAAUAGUUAUAGUUGUGCAUUUCCUUAGUAGUCUAUGAUCAAAUUACCAACGAAAAGGCGAGCCCGCAUAUUUUAAUGUGAAUUAGUUUGUUUUGCGUACAUUAAAAAGGAUUAUAGUUAAAAAAUGUUGUAUUCAUUUGGGGGUGGAAAAUAAUUAGAAACAAAUACAAAAAUGGCUUUUUUGGAAUAUAUCAAAAACAUAAAAAAGAUAUAAGAAUUUUUUCGGAGUAAAAAAGAUGCUGUUUUCAAUUUUUAAGGAAUUUCCGAUUCAAAUUUAUAGCUCAGUUUCGUGACACAUUGAAAAAUCUAUAAAAAUUGGUAACAUGGAUUUUUUUAAACUUUUUUUCUUUUUGAUAAGUGUGUUCAAAGUACUGCUUAAUCUGGCUUGCGAAUCGUCCACAAGGAGUGAUACUAGACGUCAAUUUAAGUUUAUAUACAACUGGUACUUGGUCUCCUUCUCAAUGGCAUUAUGUCCUUUGACUUAGAUCACCAUCCUGUAAUUCGUAUAGAUCCGAAAUCAUACCUGACAUUAUCCAACCAUCUCAUUGUUGGAAUCCUUCUUCUCAUAUUGUACACUUUAACAUUCAGAACUUUUUUUGACAUUCUAUAUGUCCAUUGGAUUUUUCGAGCUUUGAUGAAACAAACGUCUUGGUUCUGUAGGAUGACGCUUAUCUCAAAGUAAUAUUGGAUUCUCCAUCCAUUUCCCACUCUCACACAUUCAUAUUUUUUCCUGGAGACUUUUUCUUAAAAUCUAUUUAAUCUUUCUUUGUCGCAUCCUGUCAGUGCCCAUGUUUCACCACCAUAUGAGACUAAUGGGCCCAUAAAAGUUUUAUAGAUACGCAUUUUGGCAGUGCAGUUUAGAAGUUUGGUCUUCAGUAGACUCAGAUUUGCAUAGUAGACCCUGAAUCCAGCUUGUACUUAGGAGUCUAAUGCAUUUGCAAAUGCUGCGUUCAUAAAUAAGAGGAAGCUAAGUUUUAUGACCUUUAACUUCCAGACAAUUAGACUUAAUUUUAAUCAAUAUCAUUUCAUACUUCAAGAACAACAAAACUUAAUGUUGAUGCAUCAUGUUUCAACUUGUCAUUGUUUACCCCUUUGUCCCCCAUUCAAGUGAUUGCUGCUAUAAAAAUUUAUCAACUAUAUUAUUUGAGCAAACCUCGUAUCUACGAAAUCUAAUGAGAAAUAAUAGAAAUAUCUUUCACCACAAUUUGAAUGUUUCAAUAUAUUUGAAUAAUAUUUUUGUCAACGUUUGCACAAAAAUAAAACAUUUUUUAUCAAUUUCAACAAACAGCAAUUUUUAUAAAAAUUAUUUAAAAAAUAAUGUAUAAUUUGUAUAGGUAUAAAAUUACUUGUUAGACAUUGUAGGUAUGAUUGAAAAAAAAGGUGAAAAUUUCACUUCAUUUUAUUUUUCCUAUUUUUAAAUAUAGGACUAGAUUGAGCUAUAAUUUCAAAUGAUUAUUGUAAACAUUUCAACUUCUAUUGUAACUAUAUCAAAAUUGAUUAGACUUUUUUUUAAUAAAUUCUUACUUCAACAUUUUUGAUCAAAGCUUUUUUCAUAACUUUAUAUUUGUGAGAUAUUUUCGAAACAUUUAUUUUGUCGGUAAUUCAAAAGUUUCCACCUCAUUACAAAUUUUUUAACUAUUAAAUAUUUCAAAUAUAUGCUAAAAUGAACUUAGAGGGUGUGUCAAUGGGCCUGUGGUAUUUUGUAUGACAGAUGUUUUUGGAUAAAAAAAUUAAUGUAGCUUUAAGCUCUAAUUCACUUUGUUCAACGUUUCUCCAAUUCAUUUAUCCCUUCAAAAAACAAUAUUUAUCGCAUUUGGAAGAAAGAAAUAUAACUCGUGACUAAAUUAGAAGAAUUGGACAUCAAUCCAUAGUCCAAGUCAUGGAAAUUGGACCCUUGCAGUGCAAAAAAACUUUUUUCUUAUGCAACUACCGUCUUUUUGCUUUUCAGAUGCAGUAGGUUGUCAUAAUACUGAUCAUUGAUGGUGGCACCCUUUCAAAGUUAUUCAACGUGGAUUAUACAAAUAAAUCUGUCAAUAUUGGUUUCGUGGUCGAUUGUUAGCAAUAUAGGAGUAUUCCGUUGAUGUGUGAGAAGCCUAUGACUUCCAUAAUGACUGCAUUUUCCGUGCUUGUAAGAAAUUCAGUAAACCACUUUUCCACCAUUGAAAUUGAUAGUGCAGAACUACCUUGGUAUCAAACUCUCUUGAUAAAAGAUAUUUUGUUCAAGACUCUACAUCUCAUCGUUCUGCUCAGAAAAUAAGACUCCUACCAAAGAGGCUAUUUUCCUAAGGUUUUUGUGUUCCAUUUCCCAAGGUGUUAAUACUACUCCUUCAAAGUACUUGAGCCUUUUAGUAAUAUGAGCAGAACAUUGGCAGUGUGCUUCCAUGGUUUGCUCGCAGAAUCUGCAGUUGUCUUCUGCCAUGCCUAUCGUCUUAAGGUGUUUGACGGAGAAGGGAACUGUCAGAAGACUGAUCACCAUACAGUUUGAUAUAGCUUCUUCACAAUAAGCUCUUAAGACUUCUUAACUGGUAUGGUUAUAAUCUGUUGAAUUGUCUGGCAUGGAGUGAUUCUCCGAAGAAAUUCCAUCUGAUUGUUUAGCCAUCCGUUCAGUUUUGGUGUUAAGAGCCUUUUCUAUUUCUUUAACUAGAUAAUGUAGUACACUUGCCUUCUGGUAAGCAAAUUGCUUAGUGUGAAGUAGCUUUCUUGCGAGAACUGAGCUUCUAAGGUAUUUUUCUAUGGCUUUCUCUUUAAUUUUUAAGGAAAAGAAGGCCAGGCAGAUCGGGCGAUAAGUCUUUUGCUUGUUUCUGCUUUUUUUACCUUUCGCCAUAUUUUGGGUAAGUAGCCUAGAAUCAGGCUGACUUCAAAAUGCUUUUGAAUAUGUUUCUUCAAAGCCUUUCAGGUUGUAGCGCAUGAAGCUCUCAAUCGCCCACUUGAUACUGUUUAUUGAAAAGAUUUCUCGGGCUUAAAUUUUCUUCUGUUAAAGGUCAUUCAAAUUUUGAGAAGAAUCAAGUCGUUCCAAUUUUGACAGGAGUCAAAUGACAGAUGCCUAAAAAAAUCACGUAUUUGUUGACUCACCCUCGUACAAUUAAAUUGUGGACCUGUUUUAUUGUUUAGUAAUUUUGAUUUAAAUCAAAGUAACUUUUCUUUACUUCACUUCACUUUCGGUCGAUAUAGAAAAAGUGUAUGAGUUUGAAUUAGAGUUAAAAGGUAACAAACCGUUGAACUUGAACAGAAUUAGCUUACAUUUCAUUUUAUAUGAUCAUUUUACUUUGUAAAUUAAAAACUGUGCCUAUUCAUUAGUUUGUUUGGUCAUAACAUUGAGGUUAGUAUACAUCUUGAAGUUACUUAUAAAUUUCAAGGUGUGAUUUAUACGGUUUCUACCUACCAAUCCUUUAAACUUGAAAAGAAUUAGAUUUAUUGACAGAUGUAUCAACUUAUAUUUAGUUACUCUUCCAUGAAAACCUUGGAAAUAAUUCUUUGAAGUCGCGAGAGCCAUCCACUAAGUAGGUACUAGAGAUUUGCGUCGGCCAUAUUGUACAGUGUAGUACUUGUAUAUAAUAGGAAUAAUGUGAAUGAAAAAACAGUUUGUAUUUCUAAAUAGUUAUUUUUUUUCUAACAACGUCUCCUCUUGAUAGAAAUCGACAGAUAUUUAGUUACUAUCCCCAGAAAAAAUGAGGUUAGAAAAAAUACUUGGGAUUCACAAGGCGCGAGAGCGAUCUAUCGAGUAAAUACAAAUGGGCAUCCGCCAUAUUGUUGUAUUUAAAAGGAAUUAUGUCAAUAAACAAAAAGAUAAUUUAUAUUUGAGAGAAAAUUACAAUUAGUUAAAUAGUUAUUUUUUCCUUUUAAAACAAUACAUCCCUAGAUAAACGAAUCGAUCGAUAUAUACCUACUUAAGUCUCCGCCCAGAAAAACGAGAUUUGAAACAAUUUUUGGAAUUCACCAAGUGCGAAAGCCAUCUAUAAAUUAGCUAUAAGAACUGAGCGUCCGUCAUUUUGUUGGUUACUUUCAAUAGAAAUUAUGUGAAUCGACAAAAGUUAGGUUAGAAUUCUAGGAAACAAUUUAAUGUGUAUCGAAACGCACUGUUAGUUGAAUAGGUAAUAAUUACUUCCCUUGCACGAACAAAACGAGAUUUAAAAAACGUUAGUAUUCAUGAGGCGUGAGAAUCAUCUAUCAAUUAGACAUUGAUAAAGAAGCAUCAGCCAUUUUUUUGCAUUGUAUUCAAUAGGAUGUGAUUCGACAGAAGUUAGGUUAGAUUUCGUGGAAACAUAACUUCAAUAUUUUCGAAACGUACAUAUAACUAAUUUCACUUCACUAAUAUAGUGAAGAAGUAUGUUUUAUCUUUAAAAUAACUACUCUUUUUGCUAAAUGAGUUACUUUCCUGUUAACAAAAUGAGAUUAAACACAAUUUUUAGGAUUCAUGAGGCGCUAGAACCAUCUUUUGAGUAGACAUUGACAACGGAGCAUCUGCCAUUUUGUUAUGUUAUCCUCAUUAGAAAUUAUAUGAAUAAAAAAAACGGGUUGGAUUUCUGGGAAACGUAAUUUAAUGUUAAUGUAAUAAUAACAUACAGUUCGUUAAAUAAUUGUUUUUUUCAAAAUAAUUACUUUCCGUGAUAGAUGAAUUGACAAUUAUCUAGGUAUCCUCACCCUAGAGAAAAAGACAUUCUAAGCAAUAUUGGGAUUUAAGAGAGAUGAGAGCCAUCUAUUAGGAACAAAUGAAUGACCGUCAUUUUUUUGAGAAAUUAUGUGAAUCAACUAACAGUUGGGUUAGGUUUCUGGACAAGUAACUAAAUGUGUAUAAAAAAUACAGAUCCUGAAGUUUAUUUUUUCUUCAAAGAAGGGUUAAUCUCUUGAAAGAACAAAGUAGAAACCAGUUCUCUUACUUUAUCAUUUACUUUACAGUAAAAUUGAGAUUGAAACUAAUUUUUUAAGUUGACUAUUUGAUUUUUAUCCAUAUUUUUAUGUGAAAUAAAUGGGCGCAGUUGAUUUGUACAUUUUAAAAAGCAGUAUAGUUUAUACUUAAAACUGUGAUUAUUACAAUAUAGUAUCGAUUGUAAAAUUUUAUCUUUAAUGUUUCUUGUAGGAUAAGUUAGAGUAGGUAUCAAUAUACCCCAAUUUUAGGUAAAAUUUUGUAGCCGUGUUUUAUGUCUCAUCGUCAACAUGAAAUAUUUUAACCAAAAUUAUCAGUAUCAAUGUUUAUGCUAGAUUUUUUUUAUUGGUCAAGAUUUUGGAUGAAUUUAAUGUGUGAAAUUGUUGGUCUUUACAAAAAUAUCCACAUCUAUUAUUUUUCUCAAAAAUUAACUAAUGCAAAUAUUUUUCCUUUAUUUAUGUUUUUUAAGAGAUUUUACAUUAAUGGUGUAUUCCAAUAAGCACUCACGACCAAGGUCUUUCUCGUUCCACUUAGUCCAGAGUGGAAUGGAUUAUGAAACGUUGUGAGCGUUGGGGUAAGUAAUAACAAAUGGCAAGAGACAAAAUACAGCAAAACCUUUACGAGGUUAUGUUACGAUUUGUUAGUUAGUAAUUUUUUAGUUGGGUAUUUAACAAGUUUACGUUAAAGUAAAAUCAAAAUGUCUUCUGUCGCACGUUGCAAUUUUUGUUGCUUCGAUUUUUGAAAAUUCCACUAUCAAUUGUCACUUCAACCCAUCUCUUCGCAUAGGUCGUCGUGAGCGUUAGUCAUGACGUCAUUAGUGACAUUCUCUCCGUAACCACAACGAUUCUAGUUGCCAUGUGGAACUCACAAAGAACUACUUUUGGCGUUGUGACCGCUUAGUGGAACGCACCAUAUAUAAAUUGAUAUCACUGACGUAUUCCGUUUCCAAUACCAACUAUAUUGAGAACGACAGAACUCUGUACCAGUUUGUAAAGUCGUCAAGUUAAAAUUGUUACAGAUAUGGAAGUAUUUGCAUUUUUUAUGUAGAUAAAUUCAAGUUAUAUAGAUUUUUAUUUACUACUUUAGUAGUCAGGAAUACACGUACUGAACACACUGUUUAUGCUACUGCUACACCAAUACUCACAAUUACCCUGUCUGACGGGUGUUUCGAUAAACAAGUCAUCAUCUUCAGAAACUGAAAGUGAACUGUUUACUAUAGGUGUAGUGAUAGUGGAACUGAAGACCGAAGGUGAACAUUACACCAACAGUAAACAGUUUACCUUUGGUCUCUGAUGUCAAUAAGUUGGUUAUCCAAACGUGCGUCAGUGUAAUUGUGCGUGUUGGGGUAGUGGUAGGGUUAACAGUGUGGUCAGUAUGAAUAUCACUAACGAUUCCAAAAAUUUCUACAUAUUUUUACAUUACCUUGAUGGAUAUAAAGAUAAAUUGAGUUUGGGAUAAUAUUUGAAUUUAUAGAAUUGAAAUAUUCAUUUUAAUACCUACUUUUAGGAGUUCACUAAAUGAAAAUGUUACGAGAACAUUACCAACAAUUUUUAUCUUUAUAAUAACUCGAAUUUUGUCAAAAUUGCUUUUUUCUUUUCGUCAAUAAUUCAUCAAGUACAGGUUGAUGAUUUUUUAUUAUUUUGUAGUAUAAAAAUUGAUACUUAUAAUCUUAAUCUUAUUAUGACGGAAUACAAAAUCAAACUUCCGAAGUAACGUUUUUAUUUAACAAAUCUUUUCAUUUUUAUCGUGCCCAACAAAUAAUAAUUUUUCUUACAAAUAAUCAAACAUUUUUUAUUCCAAAUCAAAGUUUAUUCUUCCUGUUUUUUUAGUCUAAGAUUACUAAAAGUGAUGGUUUUUAAUCAACUUGUAUUAGUCACAAUUGAAUGCUCAUAGGGAAAAUACAUUCUUACUACAUUAAAUUGGUGAAAGUUGACUUUUUGCGAUGCUUUGCAAACUAAUCUUUUUUCUCGUCCUAUGAGGUGUGGUGUGCAGUGUCAUGCAUCCGUGUGGGACUCUCACCUCACUAAACUACCCUCACAAUAUUAUUAGUAUGAAAUUGAACAUCUACUCAAUACUCUAAUCGUUUUUAUUAUUAUGCUGUCCACUGAUGGUAAUUCCCCUUUUUUUAUUUCAUUUUCCUUCUAUCUUCAUCCCAUAUCUCCGCCAGUCAAAAAAACAACCUAUCGAGUAAUAAGCGUUUGAAAUAAAUUCUAACUUCGAUUUUUACUUUUCGGAUGAUAACUCAAAAACUGAUGAGGUUACCACAAUAGUGACUAUUUAUAUAUUACUAUAUAUAACUAUUUAUAUAUAUUAGUGAUAAAAUUUUAAAGUUUUCUAGCACCAAUGGUGUAUAUCGUGUGCAGCGGGUCAUCAAAGCAUAGUCCGUACUUUUCUUUAUUUUGUUAGUAAACGUGUCGAAGAAGCCGUGUCCCAUUAGAACUUGUGUGAAGUAAUCGAGUUCUUAUGUUUACGUUGUACCCAUUUUUUAUUACAAUUCAAUCACACACAAUCUUUUUCUCUCCUAAUCAAAAUAAGGGUAGAUUCUUACUGCGAAUAAUUUACUAGCAGUAGUUGACUGUGCACAAGGAAAGCGUACUCUUACUACUUUGAUUAGUGAAGGUUGACUUCUUGCAAGGAGAUGGUUAGGUAACCUAACAACACAAGUUUUCUUUAUUUCUAGACAAAAAUUAGAUUCUUACUGUUUAUUAGUAGAAGCUGAUGAAAUUCACUGUCUACAGUUGACUGUACAUAGGGAAAGCGUAUUAUCACUACCUUGAUUUGGUAUGAAUUAACUUUUUGCAAGAAAUUAGUUUACAAUCUAAAAGAAACUUCUCUUUUUUUUCCAAAUUUUGAGAUUACAUGACAAUUCUGUUGAUGUUAAUUUAUUGGAUACCUUCAUUCUGCCAGAGACGUUCAUCAUUAUCAUUCUAACCAUACGCUUCUUUGGGACGCCAAACCCCAAAAGAUUCUUUCUUGAACUCGGAAGAAUAUAUCAGUUUUUCUUUUUAGAUGUGUGACUUUGGUGCUUAGUAUAGCAUAUUUGGUUAAUUUGAGUGAGUUAGCGUCCUAACUCAACUUUUUCACGAAACAAUUGUUCCUUGGAGCCUGCUAUCAUUAUUACAAUCUUGGUCCAAUUUAUUGAGCAUUCAUA